Molecule: messenger RNA, 1581 nt
Organism: Drosophila innubila
Lineage: Eukaryota; Metazoa; Arthropoda; Insecta; Diptera; Drosophilidae
Product: salivary glue protein Sgs-3-like
Exons: 2
Coding region: 444-1484 (346 amino acids)
Source: RefSeq, a predicted model, not a curated record
UAAAGCCAACCAGACCAAGCUCUACAACAUUUAGGAUCAGCACACAAAAGCAAACUACCUUAAAUCCAAAUAAGACAAGCACAAUUCAUCCUGAGCUGAGCACUCAAAAGACAAUAACACCAAAGACAAGUGUAACAGACACGACAAAAACUAAGCCAAGUAGCGAAACGCCUACCACUUUAAGACCAACUGAACCAACCAAAACAACACCUGAUCCAAGCACCCCAAAUCCAACUACCUUGAAGAAAAGGGAGCAAAGCUCUACAACAUUUAGGACAAGCACCCAACAGCAAACUACCUUGAAUCCAAUUAAGACAAGCACCACAACUCCUGAGCUGAGCAUUCAAAAUCCAACUACACCUAGUUCAACUGUGCCAAGCACGACAACAACUAAGCAAAGUACCAACAAACUUACCACUUUAAGACCAACUGAACCAACCAAAAUGACACCCGACAGAAGUACCCAAAAUCCAACUACCUUAAACCCAAGUCAGCCAAGCUCUGCAGCAUUAAGGACAAGCACCCAAAAUCCAACUACCGUAAAGCCAACCGGACCAAGCUCUACCACGUUUAGGACAAGCACCCAAAAGCAAACUACCUUGAAUCCAAUUAAGACAAGCACAACAUCUCCUGAGCUGAGCACUAAAAAGACAACAACACCUAAGACAAGUGUGACAGACACGACAAAAACUAAGCCAAGUAGCGAAACGCCUACCACUUUAAGACCAACUGAACCAACCAAAACAACACCUGAUCCAAGCACCCCAAAUCCAACUACCUUGAAGAAAAGGGAGCCAAGCUCUACAACAUUUAGGACAAGCACCCAACAGCAAACUACCUUGAAUCCAAUUAAUACAAGCGCAACAGCUCCUCAGCUGAGCACUCAAAAGCCAACUACACCUAAGUCAACUGUGCCAAGCACGACAACAACUAAGCCAAGUAACGAAACGCCUACCACUUUGAGACCAACUGAACCAACCAAAACAACACCUGAUCCAAGCACCCCAAAUCCAACUACCUUGAAGAAAAGGGAGCCAAGCUCUACAACAUUUAGGACAAGCACCCAACAGCAAACUACCUUGAAUCCAAUUAAGACAAGCACCACAACUCCUGAGCUGAGCAUUCAGCAUCCAACUACACCUAGGUCAACUGUGCCAAGCACGACAACAACUAAGCAAAGUACCGACAAACUAACCACUUUAAGACCAACUGAACCAACCAAAACAACACCUAAUGCAAGCACCCCAAAUCCAACUACCUUGAUGCCAAGGGAGCCAAGCUCUACAAUAGUUAGGACAACCACCAAAAAACCGACCACCUUAAAGCCAACUGAAUCAAUCACUGAAACAACUAAGCCGAUGACAACAAUAACUUCCACUUUAAUGACAACACAGCCAAGCACUUCUGAUUCCCUGCCGCCCUUUAAUAUCUUUAUGGUUCAUUCGAGUACGCAAGCGAUCACCGAUGAGAUUGAUCAUCUUUAAAGUCAAUUUCUUGUAUUGUAUAAUAUAUCAGUAUUUAUGUAACACAUGUCAAAUGUUAUUUUAUUCAUUUGGUAAAUAAAAAAGUUUUCUAAUAAAA